This is a messenger RNA of Coniophora puteana RWD-64-598 SS2, 687 nucleotides long. RefSeq lists its product as uncharacterized. Lineage: Eukaryota; Fungi; Basidiomycota; Agaricomycetes; Boletales; Coniophoraceae. The coding region runs from base 1 to 687 and encodes 228 amino acids. The transcript is spliced from 2 exons. The record is from RefSeq and is a predicted model, not a curated record.
AUGGACAGUCAUUUCAACGAUGCCGCGGUACUGAAGUACCUAGAUCUUCCUGCGGAAUACGACCCACAACCAAGCAUAUUGCCAAUAAGCUUUUUGCGUCAACAUCUUCCCCAGCUACCCCCACAUCUCGCAUGUCAGUUUUCUUCUAUCACAACACCGAAGCAGCGAACAACAGUGUCUCUGAUACGAAAUCGACGGUUGAAGUAUACCAAAACUGCACCGAACCAGCUAAGUUUCUCCUUUGCCAAACAGAGAUGGCCGACCCUAUGGCAAGGCGGGGGCCUGAUUGGCCGUGAACAAGGCGAAGAAGAGAGAAGGUGGGGGGAAAGCCACUUCAUGGAAGGGAGGCAGCAACAGAUUCAAAAACUGGGAAACUUGCUAGGAGCCUACGAGGAGGAGCGAGAGGCAGAACGUGUCCGGGUGGCCAGGCGAGCAAAAGCCGAGGAAGAAUUCAUCCCGGAGGAAGAUGAGGAUAGUUGCAGUGAUCCUGAGCCAGACAACUUGCUUCCUGGUGAAGACGAAACCCCGGAUGAGGUUCAGGCCGCGUUUGAGCGGUUGAUCAAAGAACGAUUCAUUUAUGGCUUGAUAGAUGGGGCCAACUAUGAUAUAUCAGAUUGGAAUGAAGAGUUUGACGAGGAAGAAGAUCGGGAGGCCGAAGAAAAGUGGUUUGACGAAGAGGAUGAAUGA